This is a messenger RNA of Betta splendens (Siamese fighting fish), 1174 nucleotides long. RefSeq names its product Ts translation elongation factor, mitochondrial (gene tsfm). Gene Ontology annotation, cellular component: mitochondrial matrix. The record is from RefSeq and is a predicted model, not a curated record. The transcript has 6 exons. Gene Ontology annotation, biological process: mitochondrial translational elongation. Gene Ontology annotation, molecular function: protein binding; translation elongation factor activity. NCBI's taxonomy places the organism in Eukaryota, Metazoa, Chordata, Actinopteri, Anabantiformes, Osphronemidae. The coding region runs from base 107 to 1030 and encodes 307 amino acids.
ACGAUCGUUGAAAAUAUAUUUGGUCCUACGCGGCUUCCGUAGACAGCGUGGAUUUCAAUGACAUUUGAGCAUUCGUCAGACAGUUCCUUUCUCCGGGCUUGUUAACAUGUCUUUAGCGUUUUUAUUCAGAACACUUUCUAGAGACGCUGUAAAGGUCAGCCUUUGCCAGCAUGUUCAGUCCUUACACAUGUGUUGUCCGCUCCUGGCAGCGGACAAAACCCUCCUGAUCAAACUGAGAAAAAACACCGGUUACACCUUCAUUAACUGCAAGAAUGCCCUCGAGAAGUUUGAUAAUGACCUCGCACAGGCAGAGACCUGGCUACAUGAGCAGGCCCAGAAGGAGGGCUGGAGCAAAGCGAGCAAACUGGAGGGUCGCCGGGCUAAAGAAGGUCUGAUCGGUCUCUUUGUGGGGGAUAAAGCUGCAGUUAUGGUGGAGGUUAACUGUGAGACAGAUUUUGUUGCCCGCAAUGAGAAGUUCCAGCAGCUGGUUAAGGAUGUGGCAUUGGUCACUUUGGCUCAUCAACAGAAUAAAAGACAAAGCCAAGGAGGAUAUGUCAAGAGUGUCCUGGCAAGUGAGGAGUUAGGAAAACUCAGUGCAGGGGAAGGGGCUGUUCUUGCAGACCACGUAGCUCUAACUAUAGGUCGCCUCGGAGAGAACAUGUCAGUGAGACGGGCUGUGACAGUUGGUGUCCCUGCUGAUUGGCACAUUGGCUCAUAUGUGCACGGCGGUUUGAGCAGCCAGAGUGAGGUCGCCAUGGGCCGAUAUGGUGCCCUGGUCAUAUUUCAAGGUGGAAAAGAGGGGGAACAGGACAUUUUAGGCCGGAAGCUGGGACAGCACAUAGUGGGAGAGGCCCCCGUGUCUCUAGGUAACAUGGAUGACCUCCCCUGUGGGGAAAGUGAGACCCGUCUGCUGCCUCAGACCUUCCUGGGAGACCCGAGUAGGACCGUGGCACAAUUCCUCAGAGGCCAGCAGGCUCGAGUCUUGGACUUUGUCCGAUUUCAGUGUGGAGAGACAAGUGAAGAAGAAUGAAAGGAAAGAAUUGUUUUUUGUAAAGAAUUUGUUGUCUGUUUCAUGUGCAAUUGUAGUCUGCAUUCAUUCCUGUAUAUUGAGAUGGUCAUCAUCAAUUACAUAGACCAGCAAUGAUGUUUCAUGAAAUAAAACAAUGAGCUCUCA